AUGAGGAAAGAUAAGACGGCUCCUCCUUUUAAUCAAGUCAAUGUCUCUCGAAAUGCUCAGAAGCGUCUAAAAUUGGUAGACUAAAAGGAUAGUUAUCUGUUUAGUUAAAGUAAAAUGGUGAGUUUGAGAAUGAGAACUAGGGUUCAUAGCUUAAAGAUGGGGACCCCCUCCGGCAGCGAGAAGCCGUAAAUGGUGAUGUUGCGGAGCUAAAAGGCGCAGCCUUUCUUUACUCCGUCGAGUUUGUUUUUCCUCAGACCAAACUCGUCUGCAAGUGGCAGCCAGAUAUGGUUAAAUGACUUUAAUACCCCUGUCGCAUCCACCUACCAGGCAACCACGCAAAUAUAGCUUACUGAACCGGUCCGGUUUGUUCCUAGACCCAAGAUUUUGAUUUUAAUAAACUAACCCGGUUCGCUCUUCAACGUUUAUGAAUGAACAUCUUUUUAUUAAUUUGAAUGUAGCGAUGUCGAAUCAUAUCAUUACAAGCUAUAUAAGGUAACUACGAACAAAAA
Molecule: messenger RNA, 509 nt
Organism: Camelina sativa (false flax)
Lineage: Eukaryota; Viridiplantae; Streptophyta; Magnoliopsida; Brassicales; Brassicaceae
Source: RefSeq, a predicted model, not a curated record